AUGGGAACAAAACCAGGAAAUAUUAUAACUGCAUGGCACCAUGCAUUGCCUUUUUACGUAACAUUGUUGUUAUUUGUGUUGUUUUAUGGAGCUGGGGUUUGUCAUUGCCAAGACUAUGACGAAACCUCCACGCCGGCGGCUCCACCGCCCGAGCAGGACGAUUGUAAUGGGAUUUUUCUCUCGUACACGUUCAUUUCGCGCCUGAAAGAGUACCCGCACUUGAAAAACGUGAGCGCACAGGCAUGGGCGUUCAAGGCCCAGGCCAUGGUGUUCAAUACCGGGGAGGACGAGCUGAAUGCGUGGAAGAUGUUCAUCGGGUUUCAGCACAAGGAGAUACUGGUGUCGGCGAGCGGAGCCGUCUUGGUUGACGCAAGCGAUUUUCCGGCUGCAGUCGGGAACGGGACGUACCUUGUAGGGUCUCCGACGGCAGACUUGAUGACCUCGAUUGAUACGGCGGGGGAUCUUAAUCAGAUUCAGGUGACGAUGGAGCUCAUUGGGACGCAGUUCGGGGUGAAGCCCCCGGGUGUGCCGAUGCCAAGGACGAUUAGGCUUGAGAAUGAUGGGUAUAGGUGUCCGGCACCGCGUCUUCAUGGGAAGAGUGUGAUGUUUGUAUGCUGCAAAAGAGAUCCAAAAUACAAGGCCAAAAAAGCCAAAAAGACCAAAUUUUUGCCUCGUCAGAACGGCGAUCUCUCCUUCACAUACGAUGUGCUCCAAACCUAUGGCGGCAACUAUCUCGCCCAAGUCACCAUCGACAACAACCACCCAUUAGGCCGUCUCGAUCACUGGAACUUAACCUGGGAGUGGAUGAGGGGAGAGUUCAUAUACAGCAUGAGAGGAGCCUACACUCACAGAAAGGACGCCUCCGCCUGCAUCUACGGCCGCGCCACUCAAUACUAUACAGACUUAGACUUCUCUCAGGUCAUGAACUGUGACAAAAAGCCCGUCAUUGCUGACCUCCCUCCCUAUCUAGCUAACGAUACAAAAGUUGGGAAAUUACCAUAUUGCUGCAGAAACGGCACCAUCUUGCCAAAAGUAAUGGAUGAGAGCAAAGCAAAGUCGAUUUUCCAAUUACAAGUGUAUAAGCUUCCCCCUGACAUGAACCGGACUGCUCUCAAUCCGCCACAGAAAUGGAGUAUCAACGGCGUUCUUAAUCCGCAGUACAAGUGUGGCGCUCCGAUCAGAGUUGACCCGACAGAGUUUCCCGACCCGACUGGAAUUCAGGCGACAGUUUCUGCCAUUGCAAGCUGGCAAGUUGUAUGCAACAUCACCCGUCCGAAGGUUAAGCAAUCUCGGUGCUGUCUUUCGUUUUCAGCGUACUAUAAUGCCAGUGUCAUCCCCUGCAACACGUGCGCCUGCGGUUGUGGAGAGUCAGAUACCUGCAAUCAGAAUGCCCGCGCAAUGCUUCUCCCUCCGGAAGCGCUUCUCGUGCCUUUUGUAAACAGAACAGAGAAAGCAAAAGCCUGGGCAAAAAUCAAACACUUUCCUGUACCAAACCCAUUGCCUUGUCCGGAUAACUGCGGGGUUAGCAUCAAUUGGCAUAUUGACACUGAUUACAGGAGCGGAUGGACUGCUCGGAUUACGCUCUUCAACUGGGAAGAUCUCAUUUUUGAGGAUUGGUACACUGCAAUUCAGAUGAAAAACGCUUUCCCCGGUUUUGAUAAAGUAUACUCCUUCAAUGGUACCAGCUUGCCAGAGAUCAACAACACCAUCUUCUUCCAAGGCUUAAAGGGUUUGAAUUUCUUGAUGGGAGAGACAAAUGGGAGUAAAGAGAAUGACCCAAGAGUUCCCGGAAAGCAGCAGUCAGUAAUUUCUUUCUUAAAGAAACACACGCCUGGCAUUAAUAUACAACGAGGAGAUGGAUUUCCGACUAGGGUGCUCUUCAAUGGGGAAGAGUGUGCACUUCCUCUGGAAAUACCCCGGCCGGGAAAUGCAGGGCAUCAUUCUCGUAUUAAAUUCCCGGCUGUCAUAUUCGUCGCAGUUAUGACUUUUGUGCUGAUGACAGAUCUCUUCCAUAUAUGA
This is a messenger RNA of Alnus glutinosa, 2019 nucleotides long. RefSeq names its product COBRA-like protein 10. Gene Ontology annotation, cellular component: membrane. Bases 1 to 2019 code for a protein of 672 amino acids. The transcript has 2 exons. Gene Ontology annotation, biological process: cellulose microfibril organization. NCBI's taxonomy places the organism in Eukaryota, Viridiplantae, Streptophyta, Magnoliopsida, Fagales, Betulaceae. The record is from RefSeq and is a predicted model, not a curated record.